ACGGUUCGUAUGUAAAAUUUAUGUGGUGGGGGUAGAUUGCCAAGGCAAAACUUAUGUUGACUUCAGUAUAAUCCUUGAAAGCAAUUCAUGUCAUCCGAAAUGAUCAAACUGACGAGCACUACAGAUAUUAGUGGUUGCACCCUGGUAAUUCCUGCUGUAGCAGUGGGGAAUGUAGCGCAGUUAACUGUUGAUCUAAUAAUUUCCAGUGGAAAAUUUGAAAAAGUUGGACACAUUAUGACUUCUUGUUUUAUUCCCAUCAUCGGGGGUAAUCCCUACCUCGAGAAAUCCAUGGAACUCUGUACAUCGUGUGAUAUUUACCAUAAUUCUGAGAGAAAACUCGUUGUCAUCCAGUUAAGAUCACCAAUGGUGAAAAAACCCAAUGCGUUUUUCCAAAGUGUCAAGGAGUUUGUUGAAAAUCAUAAAAUAGCUAAGGUGGUUAUUUUAACGAGUGGAUGGGCUCACACUCGGACAGAUGUACAAAUCCAGAGUGAACCGUUACGAUACAAAGCAUCCCCCGAAUUUCUCUCAAAAUUUAGUCAACAGAUUGACUCCGACUGGACUGAGCUGGAAAAAUCACCGAAUUUCCUCGGUCAUCCAGAAGAUGCAAGAAUUCCAGGAGGUGGAUUCGCCCCUUCUCUCUACAAAUUCCUGAGUCACAAUGCAAUUCCAACAGCCAUUCUCCUCCGAUUCUGCUCCGAAGGAGACAACAUACCGGACGCAGUAGCUCUCAUGAAUUUCACGAGCAAAUGGAUUUCCCUGAACGGCAACGAAAUCAAAAUGCCCAACUCGUGGAAGUUUCUGUUUGGAAAGCCAGCCCCAAUGAGCUUCUACUAAGUGUCUGAACAAAACGUUAUAGCCCCCUCCACCCUCUCCCUGUCUAUAUGAUUAUAAAUAAUAAAACAUUUGAACUCUUAA
Molecule: messenger RNA, 915 nt
Organism: Fopius arisanus
Lineage: Eukaryota; Metazoa; Arthropoda; Insecta; Hymenoptera; Braconidae
Product: proteasome assembly chaperone 2
Exons: 2
Coding region: 88-834 (248 amino acids)
Biological process (GO): proteasome assembly
Cellular component (GO): nucleus; cytosol
Source: RefSeq, a predicted model, not a curated record